Meloidogyne enterolobii is the source of this 963-nucleotide messenger RNA. NCBI's taxonomy places the organism in Eukaryota, Metazoa, Nematoda, Chromadorea, Rhabditida, Meloidogynidae. The record is from the annotation of a GenBank genome assembly.
AUGGGUGGAACCGAAGGGAAUUUUGCCAAAAGGAGUGAUCUUGAGGCUGAUGGAAUGGGAUUGCCUUAUGAUUUGGGUUCUGUAAUGCAUUACGGACCCAAUGCUUUUACAAUAGACUGGGAUCAAAUUACAAUUAUAACAAAAGACUCAAAAUAUCAAAGAAGUAUUGGACAACGUUUAGGGCCUUCCUUUAUUGAUGUUAAACAAAUAAAUAGGCUUUAUUGUCAUCAUAUGUGUCAAGGCACUUCAGUUAUCUGUUUAAAUGGAGGUUAUGCUGAUACAAAUAAUUGUGAUAGAUGUAAAUGUCCCCCUGGAUUGGGCGGACCUAAUUGUGCAUCGGUAGAGCCGAGUGAAGGUAGUUUAAAUCAACUCGGACUUUCGUUAAAAAAAUUUUUUUUAAUUUUAGAUCCUUUUUGUGGAGGUGAAUUAUUAGCAAAUACAGGGUUAUGGCAACAUUUAACACAUAGAGGGGCAAAAAAAUGUAAUUGGAAAAUUAAGACGGAAGGAAAUCACAGAAUUCGUUUUAUUCUCGAUUCAGUCUCCUAUUCUUGUUCCACUACUUGUCAGGGUUUUGUUGAAAUAAAACAUAAUUCUGAUUUCCAACAAAUCGGGUUUCGUGCUUGUUGUGAUGAACAUGGAAUUGAAGUAAUUUCUGAACAAGCAGAGAUUUUGGUUAUUUCUGAUCCUCAAGGAGCUAAAGUUGGGGCCUUUACUUUACGUUAUAUUGCUGAUACUGGAAGUGGUGCACCAUUACCCAAACCUCCACCUCCCGCUUGGAUUCCUGGAAGAGAAAACCGUGCUUUCCGUGGUGUACAAAAUAAGGGCGGUGUUAUUGAAAAAUUCAUUUUAAAUUCAAUUCCGCGUGUUAGAGACCCAGACAGACCUGUAGAAUCUGUUGCUUCAAUUUUAACUGAUUAUUUUGCUUCUUCACUUUUGGGUGUUAAUAAAAGAAGAAGAAAAUAA